AUGGAGCACGAAGAAGAGGGCCGAGGGCACAACGAUGUGCUCUUCGUUUCGACCACCACGCAUCUCGACGCACCAUUCCUUGCAGGAACAGGAGGAGCGCCGGUUCAGGCCGAUGACACCGAAGUGCAAGAAGACGGUGGCGAUGAGGACGCACUGCGGUGGGUUCUCGACACGCGAUACUACACGGCCGAGUUGCAGCUCGUGCGGGUGCGUCACGCCGAAGACGCGGCCGCCAACGUCGAAGCUUCGGUCCAGGCCAAGCUGCCUCGAGGCGCGUGCGAUGCGUUCCUUCUGCUCUGCGACGCGGCCGAGGCAGGGACUAGCGCCAAGCUGCAGAGGUGGCAGGCCAUGCUCGAGGAACUGGCGCCCGCGGUGCAGCUCUGCGUCGCCCAUGCGGGACCGAACCAGGAGCAGCACCAAGCCAACGUGCGCGCGAUCGAGGAGUGGUGCAACGAAAACGCAGUAGAGCUGGUCCUCUGGAAUCCCCUCGAUGAGGGCAGCGGCGUCGGCGAGGCCUCGCCGGGCGGCUUGCUGAGCGAGAGGCACGGCCUGGACCGAGUGUUGGAAGCUCUAGAGGCGAACAUGUGGCCCGCCAUGACCAUGAAGCCGCGCACCGGCUUCCUUCGACCCAUCAGUUUGCCCGACGAAGAGAGCGUACACGAGAGCGAAGGCGAUGAUGACGAGGAAGCGGGGGAGAAGGAGACGGUCGUGCCAUCAGAGACGCAGCAGCAACAGCAGCUUGAGACCAAGCAGAAGGGAGAAGAAGAGAUGAUGAAGAAGGUGAAUGAGCGAAAAGAGGCACCAGCAGGCCCUGAGCCAACGAAUAAGGAAGACGCGGAGGAGGAGUGGACAGACGACGUCGAGGAGCACUUCGACAAGGCCUUCAAGCAGCUGGCGGGCCUGCGGGAGGCGCGACAGCAAUCGGCGCAGAUGAGCGACCAGCAGCGGCGCGACUUUGCCGCCGACGCCGCGUUGGCGCUCGCCCGCGCCUUCGGCCUCGACCUCGAGAACGACUCCUCCGACAGCGAUUGA
Molecule: messenger RNA, 1032 nt
Organism: Acanthamoeba castellanii str. Neff
Lineage: Eukaryota; Discosea; Longamoebia; Acanthamoebidae
Exons: 5
Coding region: 1-1032 (343 amino acids)
Source: RefSeq, a predicted model, not a curated record